Messenger RNA from Chanos chanos (milkfish), 860 nucleotides. Its product is annotated as ras-related protein Rab-21-like. The coding region runs from base 56 to 709 and encodes 217 amino acids. The transcript is spliced from 7 exons. Gene Ontology annotation, biological process: Rab protein signal transduction. Lineage: Eukaryota; Metazoa; Chordata; Actinopteri; Gonorynchiformes; Chanidae. The record is from RefSeq and is a predicted model, not a curated record. Gene Ontology annotation, molecular function: GTP binding; GTPase activity.
CAAGUAAGUCAAAUGCGUUUCAAACAAUUCCUCGACACUUGAAAAGAAUUUCGUCAUGGCGUCGGGAAGAAACAAAUCCCUCACUUUCAAAGUGGUCCUGUUAGGAGAGGGCUGUGUUGGAAAAACAUCUGUUGUUCUACGAUACUGCGAGAACAAGUUCUACGACAAGCACAUUACAACUUUACAGGCAUCUUUCUUCACCAAGAAGCUAAACAUUGCAGGAAACAGGGUGACUCUUUCAAUAUGGGAUACAGCAGGUCAGGAAAGAUUCCAUGCUCUCGGUCCCAUAUAUUACAGAGACUCCAACGGAGCUGUUUUGCUAUAUGAUAUCACAGAUGAGGAUUCAUUUCAAAAGGUCAAAGGGUGGGUAAAAGAACUGAGAAAAAUUCUGGGAAAUGAUAUAUGUCUUUGUAUUGUUGGCAAUAAGACAGAUUUAGACAAAGACAGAAAUGUUUCAGCACAAGAGGCAGAAAGAUACGCUGAGUCAGUUGGGGCAGAGCAUUAUCACACAUCAGCAAAAUUAAACUUAGGAAUUGAAGAACUCUUUCUUAACCUGUGUAAACGAAUGAUGCAGGUGGCAAUUGUGGACGAGAGGGCAAGAAUAAACAACGUCCCUUAUUCGGGAACUGCUCGACGUAGCUUACAGAUUGUGGAUGCUGAGCCAGAAGACUCCGGCACUUCCUCGGGGACGUGUUGCUCCUCAGGCUAGCCUGUGGUCUAUAGCUGACUCUUGUGUUCUCCAUUACAACAGCUAACCUCCUCCUUACCCUUUGUGGAAAGCUCCUCUUAUGCAGUAUGCUUAACUUUUUGGAUUUGUUGAGCAAAGUAAGUGUGACCUGGGAAAUUGUUUAGUAUGACCU